CCAACGAGCAAUUUGUGUCAGCCAAGCCGAGUGAUUUACGCCCAUACCCUGCUAGACUCAGCCUUUAUGGCCGGUAAUUUGGCGGGGCGCGAAUCCCCGUCAACGAACUUGAGCCCAGUCGCUGGGAUCGGGUGCCGACGACAGGGCAAAGGCGGGGAGAGUGCAGUUUGAGCCCGGUGAUGUAGCAGGACUCACAGUGGGGAACGGUCCAAGAGCAAGAUCUGUUGGUGAUGAAACUGCACGUUGGAAGGCCAACCCCCUCUGUCACGAUAGCAGACAUCGUCAAAGUUUGAACGAGGCAAGACGUGUGGAUGUCUUCAGUAUGUCCCAUCAUAUCACAUAGCUGAUUGAGAAGGUUUCAUGAUCGGUUACCAACGUCUCAAACUGUAAACAGAGAUAGUUCAACUUAUCACGUGUGCGACACAGGACCAGUGCCGUGCCUACUUCAGUGAGCUUCUCAUCUCGUCCUGAACUUCGCUGCCUCCCCCGGUGCGCCCCCAUGUGGACAUCCCCUCCCCCCAUGGAUGAGACAGAGAUCGCCAUGAACGUCAAGACCAGCUUCUCGGUGAAGGACAUACUGGACAUGCCGCAAGCGGCGGCCGUGGUGGCCGCGGCGGCGGCUGGUGAGGCGACCAAGGCCAGGUCCUGCCGUGUGGGCAAUGGUGGUUCCCCCACAGUAGCCCUACAGGACGGGGCCACUACUAUCAGCUCCCAUGAGCAGGCCAACAUGAACUCUUUCUACGACGCUAGUGAUAAUCCUUACACACGAUGGUUACAGACCCAAGGCUCCGAUUUAAUGCCUUAUUCCUCUCUCGGCCAGACAGCCAAUUCACCGAACUCCACUUCAGCUAAAAGCACUUCCAGCACCGUCAACACCACCACGACUUCCAACAAGACUUCUCCGCCUGUAACCACAGACAUCAGCAACGGCAAUCUGAGUGGCAGCGGCAGCGACGAUGAUGAGUCGGCCAACCAGGACUCGUCUUCCUCCGACCCCCCGAAGAAGAGGAAGAGGCGGGUUCUCUUCUCCAAGGCCCAGACUUACGAACUGGAGCGGCGGUUCCGCCAGCAACGGUACCUGUCAGCCCCGGAGAGGGAGCACCUGGCCAGCAUCAUCCGCCUGACCCCAACCCAGGUCAAGAUCUGGUUCCAGAACCACCGGUAUAAGUUGAAGCGCUCCCGCCAGGAGAAGGGACUGGACAUGAAUCCACUGCCGUCCCCUCGGCGCGUGGCCGUGCCGGUCCUGGUUCGGGACGGGAAGCCGUGUGGGGCCGGUAUGAACGGUGCCGCCAGCGCGGCCAUGGCCGCGGCGCCCUGCAUGGGGCCUAAGUCACACCACGAGAUGAUCGCCACUACAGCGGCCACUGCCCCGCCACCCCUGCAGCACAUGCAGGCCUACCCCUCACAGUGCAGCUACGCUGCCGCGCCCUACAGCAGUUACAGUACCUUUUCAGGCAUGUCGAACAAUAUGCAAUACUCAGGCUCGAUGGCUCAGCCUUGGACAUGGUGAAGAUCCAGAUCUGCACCCUGAAUUUUUGCCUGCCCAUCGAGCAAGGAAGUGAAACCCUCAAUCCCGGUGUGUGUUCAAACGGAUACGCACGAAGUAUUUCAAACAACACCGUAUCAACUAUUGGUUGAUUAAAUGAUGUCACCUACCUGCUGUACAUACUAAAAUGUCUUUGCUCCCCUUGGCGGAGAGCGUGGGUGUUGCCCUUGCUGGAUGGCCGGUGCUCUUUGACAAAGUCCCUUCCUCGUUUUUGUCCACGUCUUGGAUGGAUUCCUCGUUCGCCGGUUGACUGAGCACGGACUGUCCUAGCGUCCGUCCGCUUAGGCUAUCGUGGUUCUGGGGAAGGAUUUGCCCAGCUGCAAGGGACAGUGUACAACACUUCGAUGGGUUGGUUCGUGGUUAAUGACAUGGAAAAUCGCCUCGCACACAUGUGCCUCUGGUACUCCUGAAAUGUCCGAGGCUUUUGACAUUUGUUACCCUGACUAAAGAUCCCUUAAAAGGACAUGCAGUCGUCGUAUCCGAAAACCAAGAACCGAUGGCUUUGUGUGAAUCACUAAACAGUGUUCGUACAAAGAAACAAAACAAAAACCAACAAGUAGACCAAAGAUCUACAUGUAUAUUUAACAAGCUAGGUUAAGAUAAAGCUUUCAGAACUGAAAUCAUUUCCACAAUCACUUAAAAGAAAUUAUGCUGUUCUGUUUCAGUUCAUUUGGGGAAAUAAAGGAAUAAACCAGUUUUUGCUGUUGUGGUACUUCCCUAAAACAGAUUGCAAUGAGAUAAGGUCUAGAAAGUAGGCAACAUUACACACGUCGGGCCCCUGUCGGUGUAGGCUUUCAGUUCAUAUUUCACAACCACGGAACAAAAAGAAACAUUUUGAAAAGACCUUAUUCACAGGGAAGCCAUUUUUUGAUCUGGCUCCUUGAAUCUGUCAUAUUGAGUGUAAUCUGUUAUGGGAUGAUGCCAGAUUAUCUUGGGUUCCAAGCCUCACUUUCCCCUUUUUUUUUCAAUGUGGCUUAAACAUUUAGAUAAAACAUUUCACAGAUUUUAAGUUAUCCUGAGCCUAAACUGGCAUGACUUUUUAAUGACCUUUUAUUUAGUUCCUGUUAUUAGAAUGAAAAGUUAACCUCAUUUUUAUUUCAAGAUGUCCGACACAUGACUAUACAUCUAGUCUAUUACAUUCUGCACUGUGAUGCAUUACUUUUUUUAGAAGGCAUGCAGUCACUUUCUGUUCAGGAGAACCCUAUCGGUAAAGGUCUUGAAUGUGUUUCUACAGGCGUAUCCUAAUCUCGGUUUCACUCUUUCGCGUUGAGGAUGAGGAAGAUGACCAAUUUUAAGUUAAGGGUGUUACGUAGUAAAAAGCCAUCUCCUUUGACAUCUGAGCCAGCGUGGUCUUACAGACAUCAGCCGAAUUAAUUGUAUUUCAUUUCAAAUUAGCAUCCACCCUAUUUUCUGCUCGCACACUAUGGAGCCUUUUCUGCUCCCUUCCCCGUAAAAUGCUGGACAGGUGUGAGCGGUGAAUAGGUGCAAAAUGCGAUUUGGGCAAAGGGUCACAUUCAGAGACAGUGGCUUGGUGGUCUUCUUAUUCUACCCCUUGACAAAAGACGGAGCCUCGAUAGGCCAAAGAUACCCCAAGAGAACACCGCUAAUUCACACCGUCAUUCUUCUUGUUUUGAUGAGUCCUCUUGUGCCCUCAAAGGCCUCCGCAAUAUAGCCCAGCCCCACCAAAAAAAAAA
Molecule: messenger RNA, 3240 nt
Organism: Acanthaster planci (crown-of-thorns starfish)
Lineage: Eukaryota; Metazoa; Echinodermata; Asteroidea; Valvatida; Acanthasteridae
Product: homeobox protein Nkx-2.2-like
Biological process (GO): regulation of transcription by RNA polymerase II; cell differentiation
Cellular component (GO): nucleus
Molecular function (GO): RNA polymerase II cis-regulatory region sequence-specific DNA binding; DNA-binding transcription factor activity, RNA polymerase II-specific
Source: RefSeq, a predicted model, not a curated record